GGCUAGUUGAGAACAUCCGCGCGCUUGGGAGGUGAGCCAGGAUUUUUGGAAGAGGACGGGACGCAGAGACAUCACCCUCACGGCUCGACAAACAUGCACACACUCGGGGUCCCAUUUCUGCUGCUUUGGCUUAUCUGGGGCCACUCCUGCGCUCUCGGCGGAAAAGUCAACAAGCACAAGCCAUGGAUAGAAGCCUCUUAUCAUGGAGUGAUCACAGAGAACAUGGACACAGUGCUGCUGGACCCUCCGCUGGUAGCUCUAGACAAGGAUGCCCCAGUUCCCUAUGCUGGGGAGAUUUGUGCCUUUAAGAUCAAUGGUGAAGAUGCUCCAUUUGAGGCUGUGGUGCUGAACCGUACAUCGGGAGAGGGCGUGCUGAGAGCCAGUAGUCCUGUGGACUGUGAGAGCCAGAAAGAGUACACCUUUAUUAUCCAGGCCUAUGACUGUGGGGCCGGGCCAAGUGGGGCUAACUGGAAGAAAUCCCACAAGGCUGUGGUUCACAUCCAGGUGGAUGAUGUCAACGAGUUCUCCCCGAUCUUUCGGGAAUCUCUGUACAAGGCAUCAAUAACAGAAGGAAAGAUCUAUGACAGCAUUUUGCAGGUGGAAGCUUGGGACCAGGACUGUUCACCACAGUACAGUCAGAUCUGCAACUAUGAAAUUGUGACCGCAGGGACGCCGUUUGCCAUAGACCGCAAUGGUAACAUCAGAAACACAGAGCGACUGAGUUACGACAAACAGGAGAGCUACAAGAUCAUGGUGACAGCCUUCGACUGUGGUCAGAAGAGGGCAAAGGAGGAUGUGGUGGUGCAUAUUGAAGUAAAGCCUGUCUGCAAACCUGGAUGGCAAGGUUGGAACAAGCGGGUGGACUAUGAGCCAGGGACUGGGAGCAAGCAGCUGUUUCCCAAGAUGCACUUGGAAACAUGUGGAGGUCCCUUAUCUGGUGUGAAGGCAAUGGUAGAGCUGCAGACAAAUCACAUUGGGAAGGGCUGCGACCGUGAAACAUACUCUGAAAAGUCUCUGCAAAAACUCUGCGGUGCAGCAUCGGGCAGUACUGACCUCCUUCCUGCCCCCAGCCCUUCUGCAAACUGGACAACUGCUCUGCUGACGGACAGCGGCAGAGACAGCGACCUCAUCUACAGAUUUGAUGGGCGACAGGCUGCAAAUGUCCCAGAUCACGUGGUGCCCCAAAACCUGACAGACCAGUUCACCAUAGCAACAUGGAUGAAGCACGGACCCAGUCCGGGACUCAGAGCUGAGAAGGAAACCUUAUUGUGUAGCUCUGACAAGACUGAGAUGAACCGCCACCAUUAUUCUCUGUAUGUUCACAACUGCCGCCUGGUGUUCCUGCUCAGAAGAGAUUUCACUCAAAUUGACUCUUUCAGACCUGCUGAAUUCCACUGGAAACUGGAGCAGAUCUGUGACAAGGAAUGGCACUAUUAUGUCAUCAACGUGGAAUUUCCUGCAGUGACUCUUUUUGUGGAUGGUGUGACCUAUGAACCCUACCUGGUGACAGAUGACUGGCCAAUCCAUGCCUCAAAGAUCGAUACACAGCUGACCGUGGGCGCCUGCUGGCAAGGUGGUGAGGUAGGAACCCCAAGGUUCACUCAGUAUUUCCGUGGUAGCCUGUCAGGUCUGACAAUCCGACCGGGCCGCAUCGAAACCCAGAAGGUUAUCUCCUGUUUGCAGGCUUGCAAAGAAGGCCUUGAUAUUAACUCCCUUGAAAGCCUCGCUAAGGACAUAAAGUUUCAUUUUAACCCAGCCCAGUCUGUGCUGGUGGUGGAAGGAGAAGAUGUGGACAGCAUCAACACCGCCAUGACCAAAGUGUCCUACAUCAAUUCUCGCCAGUUCCCCACACCAGGCCUCCGACGGCUGCAUAUCACCACUACAGUACAGUGUUUCGGAGAGGACACGUGUCUCUCUAUCCCAGAUAUCAAGGCAGUAGUUAUGGUGAUGCCACCCAGUGAACCGAGAAUCACCAUUGCUGGAUCUAAUCGACUCGUCAGGCCUGCCAGUGACCUCCGGGGCCCACUGGGUGUGGCACCUUUCAAAGAGCUUCACAUCACAAGCACAGUAAUGAAGGGAGAUGGCUUUGGUGGACCCCGCAGGCCAGGAGUGAUGGAGGUAAUGCACAAUCUGGACUACUGUGAUGUUCUGGUAAUUGGAGAGGAACUGAAUCCAGACAGAGAGAGUCUGGAGAUUCAUCACAGUGCUCUGCUGGGAAAACACCUUGAUGCCACCAACUCCACCUCUGGAAUAUCAAUUUAUGGUGUGGACUCCAUGGCCCACUAUGAGCAGGCGCUGAGGCAAGUGCGCUACAGGAACUGGCAACCAGCCAGUCUGAGUGAGAGGAGGUUCAGACUCACCUGCUCUGAACUCAACGGUCGCUACACCAGCAACGAGUUCAAUUUGGAGGUCAGUGUUCUUCACCACUCAGUACCUGUGGAGCAUGUCAAUCACAUGGCAGUCCAACCCCAGUACAUGAGACCUGUCCAUCACCCACUCAUGAUCCACACUCUCAACUCUCACAUGCCCGGGUCGGCACCUCCUGCAGCCACGGUCGUUAUCGUGGUUUGUAUCGCAGCACUGGUGGUGAUUGUGGUGAUUGGAGUCUACAGGAUCCACGCCACACAUCAGGAAGGUUCCAGAGAGGACGAAGAUGAGGUCAAAGAUCCUGAGGAAGAAUGGGACAACUCUGCGCUCACCAUCACUGUCAACCCGAUGGAGAACAUAAGAGGACCUCAGGCUCUGGGUGAUGAGGUAAGGCAAGAAGAACAUGAGGAGGAGGAAGAAGAGGAGGAUGAAGAGCUGGUGGGAGGAGUGACAAGUGCUGAGUCGGAUAACAGCGAUGAAGAGGAAGGUGAUGGUGAUGAAGGGAGAGAAGCUGCUAAAGAGAGAAAGCAGAAGGGGAAACUUGGAUGGGACAGUUCCUCCGUAACAUACUGAUUGCAAACAUGUAAACAUAAACAUAUAUGUGCACAAACACACACUCAUACACAUUCUUCUAUCUCUAUCAGACGCACGCAAUACACACACUGCACACACAUACCACGCAGACAUUCCUUCAUGCUCCCUACAGGUAUACACACACACACACACACACACAGAAAUAAAAUCUCUGAUGAAAUAAUUUACAAUCUGUUGCUGGAAAAUACUCUUCGAAUCUUCCCAUGUUGUCAUUUUUAAUGUAACAUCUCCCCCUGCUGGACACAGUCAAACAUGGCGUAUGACUGAAUGGAAAUCAUUUUCUGUGUGCGCAUCAUUAUUCACAUCACAAUCAGUAAAGCAGAGAAAAAUAUGUCAAACAAGCACAGUCAUGUCAUUCAUUGUGUGUGCGGAUUAUAAAUUCAGUCCCAAACUCCUAGCCACGAGCCAGAUCUUAAAUGAUGUGACACUGAUACAAAACACGAGCUUAAAUUUGACUUUUAUUCCAGUGUUUGAUAUGUGUGUCCUAUCCUCUGAUUACUUUUGGAUCGUUUAUCCAUCAAACAGACUGUUUUUAACAAUUUAACAGCAAGAUUGAUCCAUCUACACAUCAACUAGUUAAUGUAUCCAUAACAUCUUUGAGUAGAACUCCCUUGGCCUUGAUAGUAGGUAUGACAUAGCUGUGCUGUCUCUCGGUGUGUUUCCUCUGUUCCCAACCAGAACACGUUUGAUGUCCUUAAAGUCUGUGUGAUCAGUGCUGAGUUUCUCCAAAUGCAUCGCAGUGCUGUGGUUCUGUGGCCUGGACACUAAAGAGAAACAUUCCACAUUUGUCCUGAUUUACUGCAUGUACAGUACAAAGUAGAAAUAUUAACUCUUGAACCUUUGAGUUCAUUAUUUUAAGUAUCUUAAAGCUAAAAAUAACCACUUUUCCAUUAGCUUAAAAGCUGAUUGCUUGUAUCUCUCUGCGUGUACCAGAUCUAUCUAUGCCGUGGCCUAAUGUUUACUGUUUAGGAGUAGAUCACUUCUUUCUUUUUUUUUUUGUUUGUUUACUCAGCACAUGCAAUGAUACAGAUAUGUUGCUGUUUCCCACUAAGAUCCCGUAUUUCCUUUGUUUUUAUCUAUAGUAAAGGGAGUCCUCUAUGCAAUUAUGAGCCCAGCAUAAAGGAACCGUGCACAGAAACAGGGAUACUCCAGCUAUGACAGACAGAUGUAACAUUCAUGCAGUACAGACUGUAAUAUCCUGACUUCAGUGCCUGGUAUUGGUUAUUUUCUAGACACAAGAUACCCCACACGUCCCAUCUAUCAGUCAGUAGCAUCUCAUCUUAGACCUGCCAAGAACCCGCCUGGGUUACAGGUUCACAACUACCUAAACUGUCACAGUUGUCUAGUUAGACGUGUCUCAUAGCUGGGCUGCUGUGGUGUCUUAUAAUGUGGAUGGUGUACUUGAGUAAACAAAAUAGCUUUUGAAGUCUUCAGUUUAUAAUAAGUUAUACUCUGGAGGUUCUCAGCAAAAACCACAAAGUAGAAUUUUCUUUCUUAUUUUGUUCAGUGCCAGCAGGUGCAUGUGUGAAACCAGCUGCGGAAAUCCACAUCUAGAGCUUGUAACACAGGCUUUCAUGUCAAAGCAAAGGACACCCACAGAUGGCAGCAUGCUGUUUUCAUCCCCUAUGUAGACAAAGCUAAAUUCCUUGGGCAAAAUUGUAGCUGGAGAAAAGACGCAGCGAUUAUUCAGCUUAUUCCUGAACACCUUCACCACAACCACAAGAAGAAGCGGAUGCUUCACUUACAGUCAUUCCUCUUUGUACUGUCAUUGUUACGGAUAAAGACUCACUCAAACAAAAUCAAAUUCCAGUUUGUCUAAAAGCUAAAAGAAACCAUCACGCUCCCAUCUCUGCUCAGAGACAGCACCGGUCACAUGUUCAUGUGUGGACAGUAUCUAUGGCGACCUCUCCCUCUGAGCUCUCUGAUACUAAGUGUCCUGUCCACGUGUCCCUCCUUCUGUUGGCCUGUGAUUGUGAUGUCAUCAUUGUGAAAUAACUGCCUUGUUUUUCUUUGUUCCCCCUUUGUCCUAAUAUGCUUCUGAAGGAUUAAAGAUUUAAAAAAGGUUCUUUUACAUACAAUAACAAACCCUGUAAAAAUGUUCAAGACACUUAUUUUAUAUAUCAGUUUCUUUUUCUUUUUGUAAACUCUGUGGCUGGGAUUUCUCUCUCUUUAGUGGUCAUCCCACUGCUUUCUGUAUAUUGACCAA
This is a messenger RNA of Archocentrus centrarchus (flier cichlid), 5167 nucleotides long. Its product is annotated as calsyntenin-2-like. Gene Ontology annotation, molecular function: calcium ion binding. The transcript has 18 exons. Gene Ontology annotation, biological process: positive regulation of synaptic transmission; homophilic cell-cell adhesion; positive regulation of synapse assembly. Gene Ontology annotation, cellular component: cell surface; postsynaptic membrane. The coding region runs from base 94 to 2940 and encodes 948 amino acids. Lineage: Eukaryota; Metazoa; Chordata; Actinopteri; Cichliformes; Cichlidae. The record is from RefSeq and is a predicted model, not a curated record.